AUGGCUGCGGUUAUGAAGUUGAGGAUGGAAGAUGGUAAUGGGGACUACGUGAUCUUGGUGCCGUUGGAGGAUCUGGAGUCGGGGACGGUUGUUGGAUUUCACGGUUGGAACCUGCCGAGAAUCCGGGAUUCAAUCUGGUGGUGGGCGAAGCUGGCCUCAUUGUGCGUCUGCUUUUUGGCGCUAGCUGCGGCCUUUGUCUUCUGGGGCGCUCCUCUCCUCAUUAAUAAGGUCAUAUUACCUGACCGACUUGUGGUGUAGAUUUUUCUUUUUUUUAAUCCGUUGAGUAGACAUAGGUUCUGAUUUUCUUUUAAUUAUCAAUUGGCUCAAGAAACUGCACAGAUAAGAUUAGCUUGAUGAUAGGCGAGGAAAUCCUGCACGAAAAAUUCAGUGCCGCUUUCACUAUUGUGGUUCCUGUGGAUUUCGAAUUGUGUAUAUUUUUCCCCUAUUUGUCACAAAGUCCCACAGAAGAUGCUGAGAUCGGGUGGAGUGCACGGAGGAAGUUGCAUUGAAAUGGAAAACACUAGAGAAAGCCGCCACAUGAAAAUCUGAAAAUGUCAUUCCAAUCAUCAGAAAUUAGACUCUUGGAGACUGCACUUUUGACCUCGGGACUUUUCACCUAGUUAUCGGUUUGACCCUCCCAAACGACCAUCCAACCACCGGUGGGAGCAGAAUGCUUUCAUCGAAGAGGGACAUUUUCAUGCUUCAUAAGUGUAUUGAUUCAUGGAUGCAUGGAAGGAAAGAAGAAGACACAGUGACUUAGCCUUACUUUUGGGAUGCACUAGAUGAAGUGAACUGUAACAGUCUGCUGUUGGCGUUUGAUAGAAUGGGAUCCGAUAGCAGGUAAUGAGAAUCAAAGAGUUAAAAUAAUCUGUCGGAUUACUACUAUCGCUGUUUGGACAAAACAUGAUUCUACCACACUGGCAGAGACCAAAAGAUUAUUCAUAUCACUGUCGAUACUGCUUUAAGUGGGACAGAGAUGAGGUAGAGAAGAAACUCUGAUUCAGAAUUAGAAAAUGGUAAAGGUUAUUGGGGUUUAGUAAGACCCCACAUAUUUUGGGGGGGUUUUCGGUUUCAAUCAGGGUAUGGUUAAUUGGAUGGCAUCAUAUUUCAAAUAGAUCAUUGGGUUGUAUAUAACCUCUUUGGGAAAAAUGAGGAGGUUUUUACUAUGAGUGUGCAUAAGCUCGUAAUAUCAACCGCAUAAAAAGCUUAUAACUUGGUGAAACUUUCGGCCAUUCUGUUAGAGUAAUCGGAUCGUCCAAAUCAAAACUAAAUUGGCUAUCAUUCAGUAAAUUCAUCUUUAUAGUCGUCAGUUUAUUUUUUUACAAUAAUUAAAAUGAGGGUAUUUUUGGCCCAUCCCUCACAUUUAAAUCAACUUUUUUGCUCUGUCACAAGGGCAAUAUGAAUAAGCAGCGUUCAGCGCAAGAGCAAUGGGUAUGAUUUGAUGUUAAGAUUUUAUUUUUAUAUAAUCUUCUUAAAACCUUGAAACUGUAUUUUUUUUCAUCUGAAAUUAUGACCCCUUCUUUCUCUCAGUCAAGUAACCCACCUCAAUAGCGGUUUUGUCUUACCUAUAAACUUUGCUUGGUUUUUCUUCAGGUGGUUAUCCCAGUUUUGGACUGGGAAAGGACAGCAUUUAGCCCACCAAUCCUCGGAUUGAUACUCUUCUCGUCUAUUGCAAUAUUCCCUACUUUGUUGCUGCCAUCUUCGCCGAGCAUGUGGAUUUCGGGGAUAACAUUUGGUUACGGAUAUGGUUUCCUUCUUAUCAUGGCGGGGACGAGCUUGGGCAUGUCUUUGCCAUUUCUCAUUGGCUCACUCUUUCGCCGUAAAAUACAUGUACGCCUCACGCCUUUUAUUGCCUUUCUUCCACUUUUUGAGUCUUGACACUCAUGUUCACGUUGUUCUAUAACACAGCAAUGUCUUGAAAAAUGGCCCAAGCAGGCUGCUAUCGUGAGGCUUGCUGGUGAAGGAGACUGGUUCCAUCAGUUCCAGUCGGUUGCUGUGCUCCGGAUUUCUCCAUUCCCAUAUAUUAUAUUUAACUAUGCUUCUGUUGCAACAAACGUAAGGUAUUGGCCUUACCUACUAGGGUCGCUGGCGGGUAUAGUACCUGAAACUUUCAUCACAAUCUACAGGUUAGAACUCAUGUCCCUCCGAUCAUUUUUAUUUUAUUGAAGAAAAUAUGUUGACAGCUCUCCACGCUAGUUCUUCAUUAAUGUGCAAUAUGCCCUUGACCUUUGAAAAUGACUUCGAACCCAAGUCCACAUGGAAAAAAACGUUUCAACAUAUAUCUGUGUAUGCAUGUAUUGUUGAUCUGAAUUGAUGAGUGUAUUUAGAAAUAAAAGCAUGCCAAACAAUAUAUUAUUCCUCUCCCUGUCCCAAAUUUUUAAAUCUCAUGUAACAUUGUUCAAUUUUCUUCAUUUUCUGGCUAAUGGAGGUAUCAUAUAGCUCGUUCGACUCCUUGCCUUUGACUUCUAAGACACCAUUUUUCAGCCGAUUCGUUUUUAUCAUCAUUUAUGCAUUGCUUCCUCAGUUCUUCAUGCUCAAAUAUACGAGUACGAAAAAAGAUGAGUCUCUGACUAUUUGAUCACAUAGUAGAAUUUUGGCAGAUUAUCAGCUUAAUUUUACCAUUUGCUUCUCUAAGUAAAAGUAACGAUAAGAAAAACGAUAAUCAGUGAUUGUUUGUUUCUUCUUUGGAAGCCCAAAAUAAGUGAAAGACUGACAUUACUCUUCUGUGGACAUAAUCUUUGAUCGACCCAUUUGUUAUGUUCCAAUAAUGUUAUAUGUUUGUCCGAAUCAUACAAUCAAUGUCCGAUUGUUAUCCGACAAAGUCUUGAGGAUCCAUGGACUAGGAUGUCAUCAUCAUUUUGGAAAGAAAUCAGCUUGGAUAGAAGAGCCACUUCGAUUCCUGGCGAAGAUAUCUCGUCUAACCUUCCCACAGUCUUCAGAUUGGCUUUUAGCUCUAUCUUUUCAGAUCGAAUGAAAAGAUACUUUCAGGAAGAACAGAUCCCUGAACUCCACGAGCUUGCUUCUCUUAGCAACAGGACAUGGGCAUUUGCCAAGAACUUAUGGGUGCGAGUGAGACUGUCUACACGAGCAUCCUCAUGGAAUGUCCUCAACCUUUCCUCGGACGAGAAGGUCGUGGCCAUUUUUCUAUGUCGUCUUCUUGGACUGCCAUUAGACAGCCAUUGAUCUCAACGAAGCUACUGAGCCUUAGAUGGCAGCGGAGGGCAACCCACAUUGGCCUUUUGAGACCAGCCGCGAUUGUAGGGCUAAGAUCCGCACCUAUAUCAUAUUAGUCUGGGGAACCCUGGUGGUUGCCUGCAAAUCUUAGGGCAGAGUUCAUCCAUGGGAAGGAAUGCCGGAGACCCUGGUGGAUCCCUGCAACUUGUGACAAAUUGAGCUGUUGGAGCUCAUCUUACUCAGGUCAUUAAUAUACAACGCAAUUUUGAUUUUUUAUGGUGAAUCAAGAAGAAAAAAGUGGCAAUAAAUAAAAAAAAAUGGAUAUAUUUUUAUGGCAUAUUGUCGGCGAAGAGUUCUUGAGCUGGAUCCGUGAACAUGGUGUGAAUUUCCCCGCUUGGUUGAUCUCAAAUCAUCCUCGGAGUAAUUUGUGUUGCUGAAAGAUCUGUUUUUUCUUGUGUCCGCUCUACAGUGGGAUCUUUAUUCGGAAGCUGGCGGACGCCUCGUUUGCCCCCGGCUUCCUAUCGGGCGACCAGAUCCUGUGCGACGCCCUGGGCUUCGGCGGCGCCGUUGCCGCCACCGCCGCCACCACCAUCUACGCCAGGAGGACCCUCCGGACUCUUCAGGCUGAGGAUGAACCGCAGUAG
Messenger RNA from Spirodela intermedia, 3818 nucleotides. NCBI's taxonomy places the organism in Eukaryota, Viridiplantae, Streptophyta, Magnoliopsida, Alismatales, Araceae. The record is from the annotation of a GenBank genome assembly.